AUGUAUGCUGCCAAUCUUCUUGCUCGGUUCAUGCACAAUCCAAAAAAUAAGCAUUUUGGAACGGCUAAAAGAGCGCUAAGAUACAUUAAAGGCACUUUGGAUUAUGGCUUGGAGUAUGUGAAAGGGAAGAAUGCAAUGCUAGUCGGGUUCUGUGACAGUGAUUGGGGAGGAUCAAUUGAUGACAGUAAAAGCACUUUUGGUUAUUCCUUUUCUUUUGGUAAUGGGGUAUUUUCAUGGGCUUCAGUGAAACAAAAUUGUGUAGCUCUUUCCACUACAGAAGUAGAGUAUAUCAGUGAUUUUGAGGCAACUGCAUAA
Pyrus x bretschneideri (Chinese white pear) is the source of this 315-nucleotide messenger RNA. RefSeq names its product secreted RxLR effector protein 161-like. Lineage: Eukaryota; Viridiplantae; Streptophyta; Magnoliopsida; Rosales; Rosaceae. The record is from RefSeq and is a predicted model, not a curated record. The transcript has a single exon. The coding region runs from base 1 to 315 and encodes 104 amino acids.